Messenger RNA from Ustilaginoidea virens, 2430 nucleotides. RefSeq lists its product as uncharacterized. Bases 1 to 2430 code for a protein of 809 amino acids. Gene Ontology annotation, molecular function: pseudouridylate synthase activity. The record is from RefSeq and is a predicted model, not a curated record. The transcript has 4 exons. Lineage: Eukaryota; Fungi; Ascomycota; Sordariomycetes; Hypocreales; Clavicipitaceae.
AUGGUCCUGGACUGGCGUAUUAUGUAUGGCGCUGCAGCGAGGACGACCCGGCAAAUGCCGGGCCUGCGACACCUGAAAGGGCUGCAUGGAGCCAUCUCAGCCCAUUCUCCUAGCAACCUCUCACAAAGUACUCGUCUUCGUCGAUGCAAACGUCUGCCGGGCUCUAGCACCCCGCGCGGAUUCGCCACAGCUAGUGGCCUGCCUGCCUUGAGAGACUGGCUCCGUAUUUCAGACGAAGUUGCUGAUGCCGUGGCCACCAACAAAGCAUUAGUAGCUCUAGAAUCCACCAUUUACACGCAUGGCGCCUUGUCAAGGAACCUUCCCUUGGAACAUGAAGAGCUUGUCCGCAGCCAUGGCGGUAUUCCAGCCAUCAUCGCUGUCGUUGAUGGCGUACCGACCGUUGGUGUUUCUGGCAAGGAGAUGAUGCGCAUGGUGGAGACUGGAGGCGCUGUCAAAGUAUCCCGACGCGAUAUUGCGUAUCUGGUCGGCAUGGGCGUUGCCAAUCGCAGAAUGAGCGGCGGCACAACUAUUUCAGGCACGAUGCUGCUUGCCAAGCUGGCCGGCAUCCGGGUGUUUGGUACUGGUGGUCUCGGAGGCGUCCACAGAGGAGGCGAAAGCUCCAUGGACGUGUCCGCAGAUCUGACCGAGUUGGGCCGCACCCGCGUCGCCGUAGUCAGCAGCGGCUGCAAGGGCUUUCUGGAUAUCCCUCGAACAUUGGAAUACCUCGAAACGCAGGGCUGCCACGUCUCGACCUUUGCAGAUGGACGACCGGGGAAGGUCGAGUUCCCUGCUUUUUGGGCUCGCGAAAGCGGCAUCAGGAGCCCUUCCGUGGUCACCUCGGAGAGGGAAGCAGCGUCCAUAGUCCUGGCGCAAGAGAGGCUCGGUAUCGAAUCCGGCCUGCUGUUCGCCAACCCCAUCCCCGAGGAGUUUGCGGUUCCUUCGGAACAGAUGCGUACAGCAAUCGAAAAGGCCCUUGCGGAGGCUGUUGAGCAAGGGUAUACUGGAAGCGCGAACACGCCUUAUAUCCUGAAGCGGCUUCGGGAGCUGUGCGGAGACAGGGUUGUUUCAGCAAACAGGGAGCUCGUCACAUCCAACAUAAUAAGAGCUACCAAUAUUGCCGUCGAGCUGUCGCGCUUGUUGGCGUCUGAGCCUCGACCGGCAAGCUCUGAAAGAAGCCAUGUUUCAGUGACGAACCUGGUCGCAGAAGAAGCGGCAAGUGUCCCUGAUGUCAAGGCAGAUCUGCUAGUGGCCGGCGGUGUUGCUGUAGAUCUGAGCUGCGACUAUACAAAACCCUCGUCGGGGGACCUCUCCCCUCAACUUCAUACGUCUAAUCCUGCGUCCAUAUCCCAGUCUGUCGGUGGCGUUGGCCAUAAUGUCGCCCUAGCCGCUCAUUUGGCAAGUCGUCAUACCAGAGUCAAGUUCUCCAGCAUGGUUGGCGAUGAUUUAGCUGGAUCCAGCAUCAUAUCUAGUCUGAAGCGAUCUGGACUCGACACCUCCUACGUCAAGGUACUAAGCAGAAUAGAGCACCCCGGUUCUAGGACGGCGCAGUACGUCGCUGUCAAUGACGCAAGCGGGAAUCUCGUCAUGGCAAUGGCUGACAUGGACAUCUUUGCCCAACAUGCGUUUCCCAAUCAAUGGAGGUCGACCGUGGCAACAACGCUGCCAAAGUGGCUCGUUGUCGACGGAAACUGGAGCCCAAGAUCCAUCAGAGAGUGGGUUCAAAUUGCCAAAGACUACAACGCCAGGGUUGCCUUCGAGCCCGUCUCCGUCCCGAAAUCCAGGGGACUUUUCGCAAAUCAGCGGGGCCUGCCCAAGCUUGGCAUUUUCCCCCAUGCCAGCAUCGACCUGGCAUCACCGAAUUCGCACGAGCUAGCUUCCAUGUACGAAGCGGCCAAGGAGAGCGGCCACCUGGAUUCGAUGGAAUGGUUCGAGAUAAUCGACGCCUUUGGCAUGAGGGGAGCCCGAGAUCGCUUUGUACGGCUUACAUCUGCACAUUUGACGGAUGCAGGACUGCCGGUGCAAUGCGUCAACCUGCUGCCUUAUAUCCCCACUCUCCUCGCAAAACUAGGACCGGAGGGAGUCCUCUACACAACCAUACUAGGGCGGGACGAUCCUCGCCUACGUGACAGAGAUGCAGAAGAGUACAUACUAGCAAGAGCUUCUCCGAACCACCCGUCCGUGGGUGGAAUCUACAUGCGGCUAUUUCCUCCAGCCGAGCUAGUGGACGAUGUCGUGUCUGUCAACGGCGUCGGAGACACCUUCCUGGGAGUUCUCGUUUCGGGAUUGUCCCAAGGCGGCAGCAUGGAGAAACUUAUUGGCGUGGCUCAGAAAGGUGCAGUCUUGACGUUGAGAAGCAUGCAGUCAGUAAGCCCAAAGCUAUCCGAGGUGGAGGAUGAAUUGGCGAGAGCAGUCAAGACAAAGGGGGUGUAA